This is a messenger RNA of Oppiella nova, 739 nucleotides long. Lineage: Eukaryota; Metazoa; Arthropoda; Arachnida; Sarcoptiformes; Oppiidae. The record is from the annotation of a GenBank genome assembly.
AGUAUAACUUAUGUAAUAUUUAUGAACUUCAUGCAAAUCGAUGUCUAAAUUUACAUUUGGCUCCUAUAAUAUACGUCCGGCGCCCGAGAAUAAAUUUAAAGCAAAUGAUGUGAAAAAGCAUAUUAAAUAUAAACUCAAUGAAGAACUUCGUGAUAAGGAAUACAAUGAGAAAGAGUUACCAAUUCUUACAAAUCAUUUGACAAGCGUUUUGUUACAAUUUCUCAAGGACUUAAAUCUAGAAAAAUACAAAUUUAUGGUGUCCGUGAUUAUCGCUGAGCAAAGGGGUCAGGGAUUAAAACGGUUUGUCUUCGCCCCCUCGUGCAGAGGUGUCAGCGCCAAGAGGUCUCAAAUGAGAAGUCACAACAACCACGGAGGAAUGAGUGAUGACUUAUCGCAAGAGAGACAUCCACUCGAAGCAGAUUUUGGAGAAUUGGCUCCAAUUGAGUCCCAAAGACUUACUAAACGUUUCACAGAUUUACUCAAAACUAGUUUAUUGAGAAGAAGCCGAUCUAAAGAUUCGACCCGUUAUAACUUAUUAUUGAAUUCUUUGGAUAAUCUGUUGGCAUCGGACGGUGUAGAGGACUAAAAGCACAUAAACACUAAUAUUAAAUUAAUAAUCAAAUGUUUAAAGGCUUUUGUUAACAGAAAAUCUGAAGGAUUUGUAAUAAUAAUAACAAUUAAUAAUUAAUAUGAUCUCAAAUGGAUUUUAAAAUCGUUGCGAAGUCUCAUUCAGACAACA